GGCGGGAGAGAGGAGGGGAGCGGGACAGGGACAGAGACACGGCCAUGGAUGGGGGCGAGGGGCGGCCGCAGCCCCACCUGGCCGCGUUGGUGCUGGCGCGGGGCGGCAGCAAAGGGAUCCCGCUGAAGAACAUCAAGCUGCUGGCGGGGGUGCCGCUCAUCGGCUGGGUGCUGCGCGCCGCCAUCGAUGCCGGCGUCUUCCACAGCAUAUGGGUUUCCACAGACCACGAUGAGAUCGAGAAGGUUGCGAAGCAGUUUGGUGCUCAGGUCCAUCGCAGGAGCCCCGAAGUCUCUCAAGACUCCUCCACUUCCCUAGAAGCCAUCACAGAGUUUCUCAAUCAUCAUCAUGAGGUUGACAUUGUAGGAAAUAUUCAAGCAACAUCUCCCUGUUUACAUCCCAGUGACCUUAUAAAAGUGGCAGAUAUGAUCCAGAAGGAGGGCUUUGAUUCUGUCUUCUCUGUUGUGAGGAGGCAUCAAUUCAGAUGGAGUGAGGUAAAGAAAGGAGAAAACAAGAUGACAGAACCCCAAAACCUGAAUCCAGCAAAGCGGUACCGGAGGCAGGACUGGCCUGGGGAGCUCUAUGAAAAUGGCUCGUUUUAUUUUGCCAAGAGGCAUCUGAUUGAGAAAGGCUACUUGCAGGGUGGUAAAAUGGCCUACUAUGAAAUGCGUGCAGAGCACAGUGUGGAUAUUGACAUAGACAUUGACUGGCCUAUUGCAGAGCAGAGAGUGUUGAGCUUUGGAUAUUUUGGCAAAGAGCCACUAAAAGAGGUGAAGCUCUUGGUUUGCAGCAUUGAUGGAUGUCUGACCAAUGGUCGCAUUUAUGUGACAGAAGAUCACAAGGAAAUGGUCUCCUACGAUUACAGAGAUAUUGUUGGCAUUGAUCUGUUGAAGAAAAGAGGAAUCCAGGUCCGACUCAUCUCUGACAGGGAUUGUUCAAAAACACUGUCAGCCAUGCAGCUGGGAUGUGUAGCCAAAGUCAGUGUAACAAAUAAACUACAGGUUCUGAAGGACUGGCAGGAGGACAUGGGUUUGAGCUGGAAAGAGGUGGCUUACUUAGGAAAUGAGGAGUCUGACGUGGAGUGCCUGAAGCAGGCAGGCAUGAGUGCUGUGCCUGCUGAUGCCUGUGCUGCUGCCCAGAAGGCUGCUGGUUACAUCUGUAAGAGCAGAGGUGGCUGCGGAGCUGUGCGCGAGUUUGCAGAACACAUUUUCCUGCUCUUAGAGAAAGUGAACUCUGCAAGAAAGCAGCUGGAAGAAAUCAGCUCAGCAGGGGAGAAAAUGGGGAGAAAUGAGAACAGCAGGAAAGGAAAUAAGGAACUGAUGGAAAAAGAGUAACGCCGUUGGUCAAUCCUGCUUUUCUUCCUCAGUACAUCCAUAUCCCAAAGGAAUGCUUACCUUUCAAAUUUUACAGCACAGUAGAGUUAAAAAGGUGUCUCCCCCUACUUGCAGGUCCCACAUUUAUGAUUAUAUGCUGAAAAUAUGAUCACAUCCAUGAUGAUUUUAAAAGCCAUAUAAGUGCAAUGGGAGGAAUGCUACAAGAGAGAGUGCCCUGUAAAUCUGCUCUUAAUCAUCACACCUGUCCUACAGGAAUGCCACCUCUUUAUUUCAUAAUCUGAAUGUUUUUAGGGAUCAAUGAUUUUGCAUGACUUGAAGAUUUGUAAUUCAGGUUUAAAAACCCCAAAAUUUCUGUCAGUUUUGCUCAUGUGGUUUGCAUUUCUUUUAUCAAAUGCAUGGCGUUGUGGUUGUGUGAUUGCAUUUUGCAAGCUUUGUCCUUAGCAAGGAAGAGUUUUAACAUGUGCUGGAGAGGUCAGGUGUAAAAUACUUAUCAAUAAAACUUCCUCCUCUAUUUUUAAAAUACAACAUAGUUACUGUAAAACAAGUUAAUAUUCGUUUAAAAAAGCACUUUAACAUGUGUUCAGUUUGAAGCUCAUAAAUAAUUAAAUCACAUUUGGAAUUGUGCCUCUUGGAAUUUAUUUUGGGUUUUAUUGAAGUGCCUAAAUGAAUAUUUUUCCAAAUUUGGAGUUAAAUUUCCCAUUGUCUUUGAGAUCUUUGCAGAAACUCAGUUUCUUUCUAUGAAGACUAUAUUGGAACCUCAAAAGAGUUAAAGCCAAAUAAAAGUCUUUAGGUUUAUUGUAUGGAAAAGUAGCUGCUGUUAAAGAAAAAACAAAACCAAACUAUAGUUAAUGUGGGUUUACAUGAAAUAUAUAUACAGACUACUUUUAGCAUGUUAAAACUGGUUUACAUGCUUGUAUUUAUUGAAAACAGGAAUUGUAUUUUACAUUACAAAUACAAUAGUAUAUAUCAGGCUUAAGUUCUGGUUUGGAUUAUGCUAAAAAAUAAAAAUACCCAUGGUACACUGGCAAUUACAAGUGAGGUGAAUGAUAAUGGCUUGUAAUUUUAUUUUGUUUCUCUGCUAAAUUUUGCAUUGUAUAAAUAGUUAUACUCCCAGUAUAUCACCUGAUAUGCUGGCCUCUGAUAAACUUUGUGUUUACUUCCUUUCAGAAAGCAAAAUGUUGAACUGAAAUGAUUUACUGCCUAUCUACAGUUAUCAGAUAAAUUGUUUAUUGUACUAAUCAGCUCUAAGUCACCUAAAUUUAAGUAUCUCAGUCACGUUUUAAGGUUCUGUGCUGGAUAAAUCCCAUGGACUUUGACAAAAGGGGAGCCACAUUUUGGACAUCAAUGUUUUCAUAUUGAUGAAUUCAUGGUAUAAUCUUACAUUGGAAAGAAUAUGAAGGAUAAAAGAGCUCUAAAGACUCUUUAAAA
Molecule: messenger RNA, 2759 nt
Organism: Melozone crissalis (California towhee)
Lineage: Eukaryota; Metazoa; Chordata; Aves; Passeriformes; Passerellidae
Gene: CMAS
Product: cytidine monophosphate N-acetylneuraminic acid synthetase
Exons: 8
Coding region: 45-1331 (428 amino acids)
Molecular function (GO): N-acylneuraminate cytidylyltransferase activity
Source: RefSeq, a predicted model, not a curated record